GACGCCACUCGCGUCUCAGCCACUUGUUCUUCGGUGAAGAGUUACUCUCAUUACUUAUAUAUUAUUAUUAAUAUUUAUUUUCGAGUGCAUGGUUAUGAAAAUGACUCGUUCAUUAUGUUUCCUACUUUGUUGGAUAUUUGUAUUUAGUGUUAACUGUUAUCGCCUUCCAACAAACGUAAUCCCCACUUACUAUAAGGUACAAAUUCUAUCCCAUCUUGGCGAGCCGAACAACUUUAACUUCGACGGACAAGUAUGGAUUCAGGUAUCUUGUCAAGAGCCAACGAACAGCAUUACCUUACACUCUCAAGAUCUCAACAUCACCAAUGACCAAGUCACAGUCAAAGACAUUUCUAGUGCGACUCCGAAGUCCCUUAACAUAGAAAAUGUAAAACUUGAACCGCAAAAUGACUUCUUAAUUAUUGGUUUAAAAGACGAGUUGUUGAAAGACCAUCGGUAUGAAAUUUUUAUUCCAUUUAAAGCAGAACUGGCCGAUGGGUUGAAAGGUUUCUACAAGAGUAGUUACACUGAUGAAAAAACCAAAGAGAAAAAGUGGCUUGGAGUCACUCAGUUUGAAGCCACUAGUGCUAGAAAGGCGUUCCCUUGUUUCGACGAACCAGCAAUGAAGGCAGUGUUUGAAAUAAUAGUAGGAAGGAAAGAUACGUUGUCUUCGAUCAGCAACAUGCCUUUGGUUAAUACAGAACCCAUAAAAGAGAAAGAGGGAUGGUCCUGGGACAAGUAUGCACCUUCUGUUCCCAUGUCUACGUAUUUAGUGGCUUAUAUUGUGUCAGAUUUUGGCUACAAAAUCUCAGAACCAUCGAAACUCAACAACGUCACCUUUAGAACUUGGGCUAAGAAAGAUUCUUUGGAACAGGUUGAAUAUGCCAGAGAAGUUGGGCCAAAAGUUCUAGAGUAUUAUGAAGAUUUCUUCGAUAUUAAGUACCCUCUUCCUAAACAGGAUAUGGUAGCUAUUCCCGAUUUUAGUGCUGGGGCUAUGGAAAACUGGGGCUUAAUAACAUACAGAGAAGCUCUUUUGUUAUUCGAUCCAAAAAUUUCGUCCCUGACGAAUCAGCACCACAUCGCAAGUGUGAUUGCGCACGAACUGGCUCACCAAUGGUUCGGUAACUUGGUCACCAUGAAAUGGUGGACAGAUUUAUGGUUGAACGAAGGCUUUGCUACUUAUAUGGCAAGUCGGGCUGUUGAACAUCUUUACCCCAGUUGGAAAUCAUUUGAAGAAGAAGCUGUUAACAAUAUUUUGAACGUAUUUGCCUUUGAUUCCCUUCGUACGUCGCAUCCAGUAUCCGUACCCAUUGGUCACCCUAACGAAAUCGACGAAAUCUUCGACACCAUCUCCUACAAGAAAGGUUCCUUUUUGAUCCGCAUGAUGUCCCUAUUCCUCGGUGACGACACCUUAAGACACGGCGUCAGUAACUUCCUAAAAAAACACAAGUACCAAAACGCUGAACAAGACGACCUUUGGGCAUCAUUGACCGACGAAGCGCACAAAAAUGAUGCCCUUCCGAAGAACCUAACCGUCAAAACCGUGAUGGACACGUGGACCGUCCAAACCGGAUACCCCGUUAUAACCGUAACCCGAAACUACAACAAAAGCACAGCAACCAUAACCCAGCAGCGUUUCCUAAAAGACGAAAUUCGCCAAAAAUCUGACACCGGUUGUUGGUGGGUUCCUCUGAGUUACACAAACGGGAAAGAACCCAACUUCGAGUCCGCCAAGCCGAAAUCUUGGUUGUCUUGCUCGGAAAGCGGCACCACGAUUGAAAGCUUGCCGGGAGACGAGACCUGGAUUUUGUUUAAUAUUCAGCUUGGAGGUUUGUACAAAAUUAAUUACGAUGAAAAGAAUUGGAAUUUGCUGUCACAGACGUUGAACAGUGAGAACCAUCAGCAGAUUCCAAUUUUAAACAAGGUUCAGUUGCUUGACGAUGCUUAUGAUUUGUCGUGGACCGGAAAUCUCAAGUACGAGAUUCUUUUCGACGUACUCAAGUAUCUUCAGUUCGAAGAUGAGUAUUUGCCGUGGAAAGCUGCUCUGUCGAAUGUGAAUUCGCUGAAUCGACAAGUGAAGAAGUCGGCUAUUUAUGGCAAUUUUAAAAUUUACAUGAGGAAAUUGGUUCGUUCCAUUUAUGAAAAAACGGGAGGGUUGAAUCUCGCAAGGGCUAAAACUGACAGGCUUGAUGCUGUUAAACACCAAGUGCUAAUUGCUAAUUGGGCGUGUCGUUUUGAUGUAUCCAACUGCAUUUCAGACGCUCAAGAUUUGUUUAAACAGUAUAUGAAAAAACCCAGUGAUAAGAACAUAAUCUCGAAGGAACUAAGGAGUGUAAUUUAUUGCACUGCGAUUAGACACGGCGGCGAAAAAGAGUGGGACUUCUUGUGGGGACAAUACAAGAAGUCGAAUGUCGCUUCUGAAAAGAAUACAAUCAUGAAUGCUCUAGGUUGUACAAGAGAAAUGUGGUUGUUGCGGCGGUAUCUCGAAUGGUCCAUUACUCCAAAUUCUGGAAUAAGGAAGCAAGAUAGUAGUAGUGUUUUCGGCGCGGUUGCUGGAAACGAUAUUGGUUUUUACGUUGCUAAGCAUUUCUUGAACACAAAAAUCAAAGAGAUUCACAGAUAUUUAGGAGAAAAUUCAAGAAGACUGUCGCGCUAUUUGUCUUCAAUUGCAUCUCAGACAACGAGUGAAGAAGAUUACAAAGAGCUGCAAAAUUUCGUAAAAGACAACAACAUGUACCUGAAAGAAGUGAAAAAGGGCGUCGAACAAAGCUUGGAGACGGCGAAAUUGAACGUCCAGUGGCAGCACCGCCACUUCAGCGUGGUCGAGAACUUGCUGCGAAAGCACGUCGAGGAGGACGAAGAACACAGCGACAAUUGAAAACAAAGAUUUAUUUUAACUAAUUAACUUUUAAAUACAAUUAUCCUACAAAAAAUAUAUUUCAUAAAUCAUGUACUUAAGAAAGCAGCAUUAAUAGUUUUGAUUAUUUAAUUGUUAAACGAGUGUAUUUAAAUUAAAAACAAACAAAUCAAAAACCCUA
Molecule: messenger RNA, 3035 nt
Organism: Zophobas morio
Lineage: Eukaryota; Metazoa; Arthropoda; Insecta; Coleoptera; Tenebrionidae
Product: aminopeptidase N-like
Exons: 10
Coding region: 89-2875 (928 amino acids)
Biological process (GO): peptide catabolic process; proteolysis
Cellular component (GO): cytoplasm
Molecular function (GO): metalloaminopeptidase activity; zinc ion binding; peptide binding
Source: RefSeq, a predicted model, not a curated record